Messenger RNA from Phaethon lepturus (White-tailed tropicbird), 1062 nucleotides. RefSeq names its product lysophosphatidic acid receptor 6-like. The record is from RefSeq and is a predicted model, not a curated record. Gene Ontology annotation, molecular function: oxysterol binding; G protein-coupled receptor activity. The transcript has a single exon. The coding region runs from base 1 to 1062 and encodes 353 amino acids. Gene Ontology annotation, biological process: G protein-coupled receptor signaling pathway. Gene Ontology annotation, cellular component: membrane. NCBI's taxonomy places the organism in Eukaryota, Metazoa, Chordata, Aves, Phaethontiformes, Phaethontidae.
AUGGCAGAUAUUUCCUGGCCUGAAGGAGUAUCCAAUGAGACAGUUGACAAUGCCAGUUCAGAAUUCAGCUUGGAAGCAGACUUCCAGUAUUCCUUGUUUACUGUCAUCUACAGCAUUGUCUUUGUGCUGGGACUGAUAGAAAAUGUCUUAGCUCUGUACCUCAUGUCCUGCAAAGUAAACCACACUUCUCAUUCCUAUAUAUACAUGAUUAAUCUAGCUCUGGUAGACACCUUGUUUGUUUGUGUGUUGCCUUUUAAAAUUCAUUACCACUUGAAUUGGAACAAUUGGAUAUUUGGUGACAUGGCUUGUAGGAUAACUGGGACUUUGUACUAUAUCAACAUCUACCUAAGCAUUGCUUUUUUCACCUGCAUUUGUGUUGAUCGCUACAUUGCAGUGUCGCACCCCUUCACAUACAUCCAGAUCAAAGUCACCCAUUACCUGGUGGUGGUCACAGUCCUUUGGGUGCUUGCUUUAAGUGUCAUGGUUCCACUUAUCCUUGGAGGUCCCCUCCACAACAAUGGCGAGAGGAAUACAACAGCAUGUUUUGAGAACUUUGCCACGAGCAGCUGGACUUACCGCAUGGCACCUUACAACAUCCUGGCCUUAGUUUUUGGUUUUGUGAUCCCGUUUUCCAUCAUUCUGAUCAGCUACCCUCUCAUUGCUAAGCGGAUCUCCCAGAUCAAACGCAGCAUUCGCAAGAGGAAGGCCCUGAGCACUAUCUACAUCAUCUUGCUCAUUUGUACUUUGUGCUUUCUCCCCUAUCAUCUCACGCACUUGCUUCACUUUUUAAUGAGAAUCCAGGUCAUCCAGAAUGAGUCAUUUACCAACUUGAUCUACAAAAUGCGAAGAGUCACCUUAGCCCUCGUGAGUUUCAACUGUUGCCUUAACCCACUCUUGUACUACUUCACCUCUUCCAGCAAGCAAUGGCACUUCAACUUCAAGCUCAGGUUCAGGUCUAAAAUGGUGUACACCAUCUGUGACCAGAAAUUUGGGGAGUCCUCCUAUGUUUAUAUACUACAACAGAGACAUGGAAAUAAAAAACACCGAGAUGGAAGUAACUGA